AUUUUCUCAAGAAUGUUUUCUUCAAAACAUCCAAACAGACACUUAGAAAUACGAAAUAUAUAAGCCACUGCUCUCCGACACACCUUGAUGUCAAAACCCAAAAGCGAUCGAUGUGCGGGAAAAACUGCGGCUUUGGCAUUCGGUGAGAACAGGCGAGCAUGCAGUAAAGAAGAGGAAGCUUCAAUCUGUUUGCUAUCAAAAGCUUGAACAGUGGAGAUUAUUAUUAUUAUUAUAAUCCCAAACAAUCGAGCAUGCCGAAUGGGUUGGAUGUUCCUCAAUCCGAUGGUGCCGACCCCAUCAACGCUUCCGAGCAAAAAUCAGCAGAGGCAGGUCUUAUUAUCAGCUUAAAAUCCCAGCUUGAGUUUCUUCGUCACAGAGUCGAGGAAUUGGAGGUUGAGAAUGCGAAGUUGUCAUCUCAAGUUUCAAAUUGCCGUUGCCGUCGUCCUGAGGUGAAGGGGAAUUUCAAUUGUGAUGUUGAUGAUGUUAGCUCGAUUGACAAAAGUAGGCGAUUUAAAGCAGGCGGUGAGAAGCACAAGAAGAAAAAAGCAGUAGAGAAAACGCCAGAGGGAUCCCAAUUUGAUGCUUGUCAAUAUGAUGCGAGACUGAAUGAGUUACUCUCAGCUGGUGGACAAGAAUAUUUCACCACAUAUGAUGACAUUUAUGACAGUUUUGAUUCUAUGGGAUUGCAGGAGAAUCUCCUGAGGGGCAUAUAUGCAUAUGGUUUUGUGAAGCCUUCUGCAGUUCAGCAAAGGGGGAUUGUUCCUUUCUGUAAGGGACUUGAUUUAAUUCAACAGGCACAAUCUGGUACUGGAAAAACAGCGAUAUUCUGCUCCGGUAUAUUGCAGCAACUUGAUUAUGGGAUGUUCGAAUGCCAGGCAUUAGUUCUUGCACCCACUCGAGAUCUUGUACAACAAAUUGAGAAAGUAAUGCGAGCACUAGGUUCUUAUUUUGGCGUGCAAGUUCACGCUUGUGUAGGUGGCACCAGUGUCCAUGAAGAUAAACGCAUUCUGUCAAGUGGGAUUCAUGUUGUUGUUGGUACUCCUGGUCGUGUGUUUGACAUGUUGCGAAGACGAUCACUUAGUUCUGUGCACAUUAGGAUGUUUGUGUUGGAUGAAGCAGAUGAAUUGCUUUCAAGAGGCUUCAAGCGUCAGGUCGAUGAUAUUGCCCAGUUACUGCCAUCAAAGGUUCAGGUUGGGGUAUUCUCUGCCACAAUGCCACCUGAGGCCCUUGAGUUAACAAAAAAUUUUAUGAACAGACCUGUGAGGAUUUUGGUUAAGCAUGACGAGCUCAUCCUUGAGAAUAUAAAGCAAUUUCAUGUCAAUGUCAAAAAAGAGGAAUGCAAGUUUGAGACACUUUGUGAUCUCUAUGAGAUUUUAUCUGCUAACCAUAGUAUCAUCUUUGCAAACACUCGGCGCAAGGUUGAUUGGCUAAAAGACCAGAUACGCACUCGUGAUUGCACUGUCUCUGCCAUCCAUGAAGAUAUGAACCAGAACGCGAGAGAUGUCAUCAUGCAAGAAUUCAAGUCUGGUUCAUCUCGUGUGCUCAUUACUACUGAUCUCUUGGCCCGUGGUAUUGAUCUUCAGCAGGUUUCUCUCGUGAUAAACUAUGAUCUUCCAAUUCGACCUGACAACUACCUUCACCGAAUUGGACGUAGUGGACGGUUUGGAAGAAAGGGUGUUGCCAUCAAUUUUGUGACCAGUGACGAUGAGAGCAUGCUGAUUAAUAUCCAGAAAUUUUAUAAUUUUGUAAUUGAGGAGUUGUCAUUGAAUGUUGCUGGUCUUCUUCAAUGCAGUUCUCAUUUGGAGAGGUAAUGGUGUUUUCUUUAGGUAGUUGACUUUCACAUAUCAUUUAUGCCUGGAUUCAGCUGACUUUAGUAUUGGAAGACAUGGGUCUUUUGCUCACUGCAGCUGCAAUAGGUAUCCACGGAGCGUGCCUGUUUUUUGCACUCCACGUUGUCUUUAAAAACUUUGAAAGUUUGAGACAUCGGUUAUUGUGAUCUAGUUUGGAUUGUAGCUUUAAAAUGAUUUGUUUAGUCUGUCAAGCUUCCUCUACUAUUGGCUUCAUUGAUAUUUUACUUUUUAACCACUGGUUUUACACAGAAUGUACAUGAGGUUGGGCUGUCAA
Malania oleifera is the source of this 2124-nucleotide messenger RNA. Its product is annotated as eukaryotic initiation factor 4A-8-like. Lineage: Eukaryota; Viridiplantae; Streptophyta; Magnoliopsida; Santalales; Ximeniaceae. Gene Ontology annotation, biological process: cytoplasmic translational initiation. Gene Ontology annotation, cellular component: cytoplasmic stress granule. The transcript is spliced from 7 exons. The coding region runs from base 252 to 1811 and encodes 519 amino acids. The record is from RefSeq and is a predicted model, not a curated record. Gene Ontology annotation, molecular function: RNA helicase activity; ATP binding; translation initiation factor activity.